UGGUAGUGUGACCACCCUUGAGUUAAAUUUCAAAAUAAAUCAAUUUUUGGAUUUACGCAAAAAUUUCCAUGUGUUUGAUAAAUACAUUAUGUCUGUGUUUAAGAAUCGCAGUAGAUGUAAUUGUUGUCCCCGGCAGCAAAAGCCGUACAAGGAGAUGAAAUGGAAGAUGGGAAAACUAAAUUACAGUGAUGAUUGGGCUUUCUCGAAGAUCCCUGAUUAUCCAUCCAUUUGUAAAGAAAUUGGAGCCGAUAAACAUGCCUAUAAGGUCCUGUGUGGAUGCAGGAAAAGAAGAAUUAGAACUCCUGAAAAGGAAAAUCGAACCCUUACGCAACAUGAAGAUCUUCGGAAAAGUAAAACUACACUUGAAGGAUGCAACGCCAGACUACUCGAAGUCUACCAAGCACCGCUCGUCCAGAGAUCCUUCUUUGGUAAUAAGAAGCCCAAGUGGCGGGAGGAAAUCGAGAAAAGGCUUCAAAAGGAGGCCAAGGCAGAGGAGGAGAAGAAUAUGGUGGCUAUGCUACAGAAUCAAGUUAAGAAACUCGAGGCACAUGAAAAGUUCCAGCGACUCUUUGAGCUAAAUCAAAAGCGAUCCAUUCGAUGGAGGCUUGAAAAGGAGCAGGUGCUUAAAAAACCAGGAAAGGAUUUCUAUGGUAAAGAAAAACCUAUAAAAGAAAAGAGGAAAAAGAUAACGCCCGAACAGGUGGAGAAAGACCUGAUGAAGAUUUUUAGCAAGGUGGGAAGAAUUGGCAAGGACAAGAAGAAAGUGGGCACAGAAACUACUGAUGAAGUAUUAAAUAUCCCACUUGGAACGUAUGAGAAGAGUCAUAGCAUCAAGGAUGCUGAGAGGUUUCGAGAGUUUAUUACCGACCUGUGUCUACCUGCGAAGAAUUUAAAAAAGGGAAUCGCCGAGAAGUCCACUCCCUACUCCCACUUCCAGAAUGACUCAUUGGCUUUAAUCGAUAAAAGCGAUCCCCACCCUGAUUCUGUUGAUCAAAUGCCAGAGGCUAAGGCUGUAAAAGUUCCCCAGUUUUAUUCGCUUCGGGAAAAUCAGAAUUUACCAGUUGAGAUUCAAAAAAAUAGAACUACUCAUGUGGGAGCGAAGUUUUCAUGGAACUAUAGGCAAAUGGUGAAAGCUAAAUAUGUGCUCAAGCCAAAGAUGUCAAAGCCCUUCGAUAAACUGGUCCAAGGAAAGAACGUCGAGAUUCCCGAACUGUUAUCUGCUCUCAAGAGUCGUGAUAAAAUUCCUCUUGAAAGAAAUUUAAAUAAAGAAGAAAGGGAAAAGGCAGACAAAUCCCUUUCUCACAAAUCUAGACCGAAAGAAGACUCCGAGCCGAAUUACGGAGUUUCCAAAAAGGUCAAGUCCUGGCACAUGCCUACCGACAACCGACAAACCGACAAAUCUAGCCACUUGCCUAGCGGUGAACUAAAACCAAAAUUUUCCAAACAGUUUCACAAAAUGCUAAGGGGGAAAGAGAAGCAUAAUCCUGAGCUUAAUGAUGUCCUAAUGAGCCAUCACGAAAUAUUGCCGAAUAUGAAGAGUGCAGAAAAAUCAUCUUCCGGAAAGCGGAAGGUUAAACAGAAAACGGAAUCCGAGCCGAAUUAUGGAGUUUCUAAAACCAAUCAAUUUAGGCACUUGCCUAGUGGUGAAAUAAAACCUCAAUUUAGCAAACAGUUCCAUGAAACGUUGAGGGGCAAGGAAGCCACUAUGCCCGAACUAAAUGAGGCUCUUAUGAGCCAUCACGAAAUAUUCCCUGACAAAACAGGAUCAGGAAAGUCCACUCCUGGAUUCCCCAAGGGCAGACUGAAACCCAAAUACGAAACGACCUACGGAGUAUCCAAAAUUGCUACAUCCAGGCACCCGAUGCGAAACCAAAAAGAGGUCGAGAUGAGCCAACCACGAAUAAUCCCUGUUAAUUCGGAUGGAUAUAAGAAUAAUUCGCUACGUAGUAUUUUGAAAUCAAAGGCUUCCCUUUCUUCCCACCAAAUUCUAAACGACAUGGACAAAAAGGGCUUGAGCUUCCCUUCGAAUAUGCCAAAGGAGAAAAAAACACAGGCACCUGUUGUGUCCUCAAGUAAACAUCGCCCUUACCUUAUCGGGAAAAAGCUAGAAAAGUUUAAUUAUUAUAUCAGGAACUCACUGCCAGAUCGGAAAAUAAUAGAGCAGAGCGGCUCGAAGGAUGCAAUUUGCUAUUUGAAUACAAAGAGUAUUACCAACCUGAUGAGUGAAAAAUCGGGUCCGAUCAGGUACAAUGAAAUAUCAGAGAUGGCAGGGAAGAGCGGGCAUCCAAGUGGUUCGGACAUUACCCAGUCCUUCCAGACCGUAAGUGAGAGGGAAAAGGCAUCAGAUAGUGCUAUGUUCGACGCCGACCCAAAGGACUACCAAGACACAAACUUGAAAAAGACACUGAGCAAACUAAUCACCAGCUUUGUCAAAGCACAAAAGGCCAAGAAAAAAUCCAAAUCGAAGCACAGGGUGAUGCCAAGUGCAUGUCCAUCGGACUCGGAGCUGAAAACCCGAAGGAAUAGUUCCGUUUCACUGAAAUCGGUGCGUGACGAGAUCAAGCAGUUCGAGCACGAAGCCCUCAAGGAAUUUGCCUGGCAAAAGCAAUACCAGGAGGAGUUUGUGGUUGAGGAGAAGGCCGACGUGCAGGCACGCAUCCAGGAGCUGAUGAAGUAUGUUGCUAUCCGUGAGGAUUUUCAGCCACCAAAACCACCAAGGGAUUUCAUAAAGGAAAACAUCGAGAUGCUCCAGAAAAUGCGACUGCGGAAGAUAGAACAAACCAAGAAAAAGCGGAAACCCAAUCAAAAAUACCCCAAUUUGAUACAGAAGUUGCAGAUGCCGGAGCGCUCCAACUUUUUCGGCCAGCAACUGUCAGAUACAACGUAUGAACUCACAAAAAAACGAUGCUGUAGAAGCCAGGAUCAACAAGAGCAUCAGCAGGCAAAGCCAAAGGCACCUGAAAAGACAGUGUUAAAGGAGACCCAGAAAUGUGACACAUUUGAUUCGCAUACAAGUGAAUUUUUAAAGCCAGAUUCUGACUUAACCCAGAAGACAAAACACAUAAAUUGCGAAAAAGGGAAAAAGGUGUAAAUAAUGAGAAGAAUAAGGAGGAAUGGUGCCCUAAAGACUUUUAAAUUCUAAAAUACUCAAUAUCCCUAACAUAGAAUCCUUGAAGAGAACAAUAAUCCAUGAAGAAUCAUUAUAAAGACAAUGCAUUUUGUCAUCUUAUGAUUGUCCAAAGAUUAUUUUCCGAUUCAAGGUAUUUCAGUGUUUUUAGUAUAAAAUGUGUUACUGAAUACAAUUUUUGCAAUCUUGAAUUUGA
Molecule: messenger RNA, 3323 nt
Organism: Drosophila serrata
Lineage: Eukaryota; Metazoa; Arthropoda; Insecta; Diptera; Drosophilidae
Source: RefSeq, a predicted model, not a curated record